This is a messenger RNA of Vicia faba (fava bean), 348 nucleotides long. NCBI's taxonomy places the organism in Eukaryota, Viridiplantae, Streptophyta, Magnoliopsida, Fabales, Fabaceae. The record is from the annotation of a GenBank genome assembly.
AUGAUUAAUCUUUUAGUAUCUGAUGAAGAUAAAGAGAAGUAUGAUCGUUACCUUCUUAGAUCUUACAUUGAAGACAAUAAAAAGUAUGUGUUUAUAGUUGAUAAAGUUGUAUCUAAAGAGUUAUCUGGUACUGUUUACUAUCUGAAGAGGGACUUAAUAUCUCACAAUGAUGUUGAAAAGGAAGUUUACACUCUUUUGAAGAGAGACCACAUAUGUGAUAGCCACUAUUUUGCUCUGAGAGAUGUUCUCAAAGGUUUGCCGUGGAAUGGACAAGGUAUUGAUCCAAGCAAAUGGGAUUCUGUGUUUGAAAGUUUUGAGCAAGUCGAUCCAUCGACUACCCGACUUUGA